AUGUUCGCCGCGAGGAUCCUCGUGUGGUUAUUACCGACUUGCACGCUAGCCUUGCGUACUAGUACGUUUUCUGGAACAAUGGUUGAUUUCACAGACCCUAAGGUUCAAGGACAUUUAGAUGCACUAGUACGAAUGGCACAAGCUUGUGUAAUAAAAGUCAGGGCAUCACCUAAAGAUGUGAGAGCGUAUUUCACCAACUCACCUCCGAUCACCAGAUCUGGACAAUGCUUCGCUGCCUGCAUGCUUGAACAAAGUGACAUUAUUAACCAUGGCAAGAUAAAUCGAGACCUAUUGAUUCAUCUCGCUGGUCUUGUGAACGGGAAGAACUCUCGUGUUGUAAGAAAGCUUCACAGCAUAUCACGUCUCUGCCUUGACAGUAUUGACGGCAUGUCUGACAGAUGUCAAUUGGCGUCAACGUAUAAUGACUGUUUGAAUGAAAAUAUGACAGAGUUCGCGUUUCCAUUGGACAUUGCUGAAGAGGCAGUAAGGAAAAUGCCAUUCCAUCUUAUACAACCCAACUUACCGCAAGAGUUACGUCAAUCAUCAUUUUAA
Papilio polytes (common Mormon) is the source of this 552-nucleotide messenger RNA. RefSeq lists its product as uncharacterized. The record is from RefSeq and is a predicted model, not a curated record. Bases 1 to 552 code for a protein of 183 amino acids. The transcript is spliced from 4 exons. Gene Ontology annotation, molecular function: odorant binding. NCBI's taxonomy places the organism in Eukaryota, Metazoa, Arthropoda, Insecta, Lepidoptera, Papilionidae.